ACCUACACUACACUGUCUAGGGCCUACACACCGUCACACGCCUACAGUCGCCUACUCUUCACAAGCUGUGCUAAAAUUUAUUUCUCCUGUUUAAUAUAUUACAAAUGGCUUCUCAAAAUAGAGACCCUGCGAUGCCAGACGUGAGGGCAAAGCCUGCGACUACAAUUUCCAACCUGAAUUCAAAAGAAAGCCAUUCUGUAACCAAGAGACUGCAACAGGAACUCAUGGCGUUAAUGAUGUGUGGUGACAAAGGCAUAUCUGCAUUUCCAGAUGGAGACAACCUGUUUAAAUGGGUUGGUACCAUACACGGAGCUCAAAGCACAGUGUACGAGGGGCUGACGUAUAAACUGUCAUUAGAGUUUCCCUGUGCAUACCCUUAUCAAGCUCCCGUAGUGAAGUUCCAAACACCGUGUUUUCAUCCCAACGUCGACCAAUCAGGGAAUAUCUGUCUAGACAUACUUAAGGAGAAGUGGGCCGCUUCGUAUGAUGUCAGGAGCAUACUACUGUCAAUACAGAGUCUGUUAGGUGAACCGAACAACGAAAGUCCUCUGAAUGUGCAGGCAGCUGACAUGUGGAUCGAUCAGACAGCGUACAGAAAAAUUCUACACGAAAAAUACGAAACAGAAGUAAAAUCUCGCAAUUAACUACAGACCCGUGUAACACUUGCUGUACAUAUUUUAAAACACCUAUAAUUAGAACAUUUGUUUAUGUGAGAGUGUAGCCUAUAGGUGACAUUUUUACAGAUGUAAUACUGUACUAUAAGUAGACAAUUGACGUUUAAAUAAUGUGAUGUGUGAUGUGUAUAUAAUUGUAAAUGUCACUAGUCGCAAAGCUUAAUUUGGUCGAGUUUAAUCUGAACAGUUUGUAUAAGAUACUAUUGCCUUCUUUACACAUACACACAACCCCUCCAGUGGACAAGGGGUCAUGCAGGCUUAUCUCACAGGUUUCACAAUAUUGCAAGAUGUAAUUAAUGUCUUGUAAUUGACAAAUUUAGGGAAAUAAUGUACCAAUUUUUUUAUAUUAAACAAUUUCCAUCUUAUGUUGCUAAUA
Molecule: messenger RNA, 1050 nt
Organism: Priapulus caudatus
Lineage: Eukaryota; Metazoa; Priapulida; Priapulimorpha; Priapulimorphida; Priapulidae
Product: ubiquitin-conjugating enzyme E2 C-like
Exons: 5
Coding region: 105-644 (179 amino acids)
Source: RefSeq, a predicted model, not a curated record